AUGAAUUGCAUGGAUCAUAAUCUUAUAUCCGUUCAACUUUCAUCUACUAUCCAUCCUUCUCCUUUAAAAAGGUGUACUGAUGAAAAUCCAGUAUUUAAUGAAUCCGCUAUGGGCAAUGCUUCUCGUGUCUCUGACAGUCAUAUAGAAUCUGAAACAACUCAGGAUAAAUCGUACUCAUCAAAAGAUCAAUCUUGUAAAGCAGUAUGUGCAUUUGCCUUGUUUACAAUCAUAGCAAUGACUAUUGGCAUAAUUACAGUUUGUCUUCGUCUUCCAAAAGAAACAAAUAAAAAAUGUGAAAUGAAAUUCGAACGAACAGUUCAAGGUAUGUUUAUAUCUGAUUCACGACCACAACAUGUUGCUACUGGAGAUUUUAAUGGUGACAAUCAUUUGGAUCUCGCAGUUGCCACUACUGGUAGUGAUAAUAUUGGUAUUCGUCGAGGUUAUGGCAAUGGGACUUUUUCAUCUCGAAUUAAUUAUUCAACUGGACUUGGAUCUCUUCCAUAUUGGGUAGCUAUUGGAGACUUCAACAAUGAUACAUUACUUGAUAUUGUUGUUGCUAAUUAUGGUACUCAUAAUAUAGGUUUAUUUCUUGGCUAUGGUAAUUUAAGUUUUUCAGAUCAAUUAACAUUUCCUUGUGGUUCUUCUCGUCCUAUAUCAUUAGCAAUCGGUGAUUUUAAUCAAGAUAAUCUAUUGGAUAUUGCUGUAGUUAGUAAUGGUACUUCUCAUGUAUCUAUUUUAUUAGGUUUUGGUAAUGGAUCUUUUCAAAUGCAUACAAAUUAUGAUAUGGGUUAUGAUUCAAUGCCAUAUUCAAUUGCUACGGCUGAUUUUAACAAUGAUAAACAACUUGAUAUUGUUGUUAUUAAUUAUGGUACUAGUAACUUUGCUAUACUUUUAGCUACUAGAAAUGGAACAUUUUCAAUUAGUAAAUAUUCAACUGGAAAUGGUUCUCAUCCAUGUUCAGUAGCUAUUGAUGAUUUUAAUAAUGAUCAUUUUAUUGAUAUUGCUAUUGUUAAUUCUGCUACUGACAAAAUUGGUAUAUUUCUAGGAGAUGGAGAUGGAAUAUUUACAAUGAAAGCAACAUAUUCAACUGGUUCUAAUUCUCAUCCACAAUUUAUUGCUGUUGGUAAUUUUAGUAAAGAGAAUACAGUUGAUAUAAUUGUUGCGAAUUCAGGAACAGACAAUGUAAUUAUACUAGAAGGAUAUGGAGAUGGGACAUUUUCUAUUAAGGCAACACAUUCAACUGGAUAUAAUUCUAAUCCAUAUUCAAUUGCUGUUGGUGAUUUUGACAAUGACACUAUAUCAGAUGUCGUCGUUAUUAAUAAUGGUAUUAAUUCUAUUCGUGUACUUAGAUCAUAUACUAUUUAUCUCCUUGCAAAUCAAACAAAGUAUUCAACUGGUGACAAUUCUUUUCCGUAUCUUAUAGCUGUUGAUGAUUUCAAUAAUGAUAAACAACUCGAUAUUGUUGUUACCGACAUCCUCUGGAGCAAUAUUGAUCUGUUCAUAGGAUAUAGUAAUGGUACAUUUGAAAAUCAAAAGGCUUCUUCUGUCAUAAAAGAAGUUGAUUCCGAUUUGCUUCUUAUUGGUGAUUUCAACAAUGAUAAACAAGCCGAUAUUGUCGUGACCAUAUAUUACAGCAAUGAACUACGUAUCUAUUUGGGAGAUGGUAAAGGUAACUUUGAUAAUGGAUAUAUAUGUAUAGUUGGAAACAAUUCGAUUCCAUCUUCAAUUGCUAUUGGUGACUUUGAUGGCGAUAAAAAUCUUGACAUAGUGGUAGCCAAUAAUUAUGGUGAUAAUGUAGCUUUUUUGCAUGGAUAUGGUAAUGGAACUUUUGCAGAAGUAGUAAAUUAUCCAACUGGAUAUUAUUCUCCAAUAUUUAUCUCUGUGGGUGAUUUCAAUAAUGACAAUUUAUUAGACUUUGUUUCUGCUGAUUAUGAUAGGUAUAGUCUUAGCAUAUAUAUAGGCAAUGGCAAUGGUACUUUUCAAAAUCCGAUAUUGCUUUCGACUGACAAUUAUUAUGCAACCUCUCUUGUUGUUGGAGAUUUAAAUAAUGAUACCAAAGACGAUAUCGUCGCCAUUUUUCCAGACACUUUCAACAUAUGUGUUUUUCUAGGAUAUGGUAAUGGAACUUUUGAAAAUAUGCACACUUAUUCGACUGACAUUGGAACUAGUUCAUGGUCUGCUGUUUUAAGUGAUUUUAACAAAGAUACUAUACUAGACAUUGCAGUUUUGAAUCCGGAUAUUCCCAGUAUCAAUAUAUUUCUUGGAGAUGGUCAUGGAAAUUUCCCUAAAAAAAUGACAUUACUUAUUGAAGAUGCUUCUAAUUCCUAUUCCAUAGCCACUGGGGAUUUUAAUAAUGAUAAAGAAGUUGAUAUUGCUGUCGCCAAUUUUGGCACCAAUGAUAUAAGUGUACUUCUCUUACGAUACCAACCCGAUUUCGUAAAUAGUACAGUUUAUUAUCAAAAAACCAAUCCACAUCCAUCAACAGUUGCUAUUGGUGAUUUCAACAAUGAUUAUCAACUGGAUAUUGUUGUUACUAAUGCUGGAAUUGAUAAUGUACAAAUAUUACUUGAUUAUAAAGAAGGAACUUUUAUGAACAAUAUUACUUAUUCAACAGGUACUAAUUCACAUCCACAACAUGUUGUUGUGACUGAUUUUAAUAAGGAUAAUCAACUAGACAUUGCCGUAGUUAAUUCUUAUAAUAGUAUUCUAAAAGUAUUUCUUAGUUCUGGUAAUGAAACAUUUUCUGUAUCAAGUGAAUAUAUCACUGGAUAUUCAGCUUUCCCAAAUUCGGUUGCUGUUGGUGAUUUUAACAAAGAUGGUUGGAUUGAUAUUGUUGUUGCUAAUAGUGGUACAGAUAACAUAGGUAUAUUUCUUGGAUUUGAUUAUCCAACAUUCACAAGUCGUAACAUUGUUUUGCAAAAACGUGAUUCUUCUCCAUAUUAUAUUGCUAUAGGAGAUUUUAAUAAUGAUUCUCGAUGGGAUAUUGCAAUUGCUUGUCGUGAAAGGAACAAUAUAGCUGUGUUUUUAGGAAAUGGAAAUGGUACGUUCUCAGAAGAACAGUUAUUUUAUUUACCGGCAUCAUCUCGUCCACAAUCACUGAUCAUUGGUGAUUUUAACAACGAUAAUCAGUUGGAUAUUGCUGUUGCUAAUUCGAGAGAUCAAAGUAUAAGUCUACUUCUUGGACAUGGGAACGGAUCAUUUGCACCAUAUAUAUCACAAGAGACAAUCUACUCAUCACCAGUUUCCAUUGCAGUUGGAGAUUUUAAUAACGAUAGGAAACAAGAUAUUGUUGUAGCCAUUGAAGACACUAAUACUAUUGGUAUAUUUAUAGGAUAUGGGAAUGGAUCAUUUAAAGAACAAAUAUCAUAUGAAAUGCCUGAUGAAUCAUCUCCAGUAUGGGUUGUUGUUGGUGAUUUCAAUAAUGACAAUGUACAAGAUAUAGCUGUUGCCAAUUUUAAUGGACAUAAUAUAGGUAUACUUUUAGGAUAUGGUGAUGGUGCGUUUAGAAAUGUAACAUUAUAUUCAACUGGAAAUAAUUCUGGUCCAUGUUCAAUUGCGAUUGGAGAUUUUAACAAAGACAAUUGGAUGGAUAUUGCUGUGGCCAAUAAGCAUACCCAAAAUGUUGGUAUAUUUUUUGGUUAUGAUAAUGGAUCAUUCUCUUCACAAACAACAUAUAUGACUGACUCGGGAUCUAUGUUAAUGUCGAUUGUAGUAGGUGAUAUAAAUAAUGAUGGAAUCCUUGAUAUUGCUAUCUCGGAUUUUGGAAGUGGAAAAGGUAAUAUUGGUGUAUUAUAUGGACUAGAUAAUGGAACAUUUCUAGUAUCAAAGAUCUAUUCAACUGGUAUUAAUACAGAUCCAUCAUCGAUUGCAAUUUGUGAUAUUGACAAUGAUGGUCGAUUAGAUUUUAUUGUCAGUAACUCUAAUAAGAACAAUAUAGGUAUUAUGCUUCGAGAUAAAAGUGAGCCUUUGGGUAAACAAACGACGUUUUCCACGGAUAACGGCUCUAGCCCGUAUGCAGUCGUUGUUAGUCAUUUCAAUGAUGAUGAUCAUCUAGACAUUGCUGUUGCAAAUUCUAAGACGAAUAAUAUUGGUAUUUUUCUUGGAUAUGGAAAUGGAAGCUUUGCAAAUCAAGAAAUUUAUUCUAUUGGUAUUUAUUCAAGUCCUAAAUUCAUUGCUGUUGGAGAUUUGAAUAAUGAUAAACAAAUGGAUAUUAUUGUAGCUAAUUCUAAUACAGGCAAUAUUUGUAUUUUUCUUGGAAAUAGAAACGGAACUUUUAUAAUCUCACAAAAUUAUUCAACAGGACAAGGCUCUGAACCAUCUUCUAUUGCUGUUGCAGACUUAAAUAAAGACAAUAAAACAGAUAUUGUCGUUACUGAUAGUGGCAUUAAUAAUGUACUUGUUUUCUUUGGAUCUGACAAUGGAAUUUUUUCAAAACCAAAGACAUAUUCCCUUGAUUAUGGAUCUCAUCCAAUAUCAGUCGCUAUUGGAGAUUUUAACAAUGAUAGUUGGUUGGAUAUUGUUGUUGCCAAUGAUGGUUCGGGUUAUGUCGAAAUACUCUUGCAGACUUGUUAA
Rotaria sordida is the source of this 4572-nucleotide messenger RNA. NCBI's taxonomy places the organism in Eukaryota, Metazoa, Rotifera, Eurotatoria, Philodinida, Philodinidae. The record is from the annotation of a GenBank genome assembly.